Magnolia sinica is the source of this 1711-nucleotide messenger RNA. RefSeq names its product probable proteasome inhibitor. The transcript is spliced from 12 exons. The record is from RefSeq and is a predicted model, not a curated record. NCBI's taxonomy places the organism in Eukaryota, Viridiplantae, Streptophyta, Magnoliopsida, Magnoliales, Magnoliaceae. The coding region runs from base 133 to 1476 and encodes 447 amino acids. Gene Ontology annotation, biological process: proteasome-mediated ubiquitin-dependent protein catabolic process. Gene Ontology annotation, molecular function: endopeptidase inhibitor activity; proteasome binding.
CAAAAGAUUCCGAUGUAUAGAAAUUCCCAUACAACCACAAUCCAUCGCCUUUAAAUGUAGAAAAAUCUUCCCUCCAUUCCUGCAUUACCUCCCUCUCUUUCUAGAGGAGCUCUAGACAGGAAAUCAAAGAAGAUGGGGACAGCAACAGCAACAGCAACAUCAGUCAUGGCGGUGAUAAGAGCAUCUCGACCUUCAUUUCGGAAGCCGCAUGACAAAAUUGCAUUCGCCGUCCAUGCGUCUUUUCUCCCUUCCGGUUAUACACUCAUCGCCACCGGCACUUCCGUUUUCUCCCACCCAACAACACUACCCUCUCCCGAGCAAGGUGAGGUUGGAAUUGAUGGCUGGAAUGAACUUGACGAUUGUUAUGGAUUCAUAUACACAAAGACAGAGAAAGGCACCAAGAUAUCAGUAUUGGUAAAAUGCUUGGUGAUCGGUGAUAAGCUCGUGAUUGACGCUUUACCGCUCGAGGAUGACCAAAAAGAACCGUAUAACCUACGAAUUAAAGUGAAAGAUUAUGUGUCAGAUGAAGGUAACAGUCCGACUAACUACAGCAAGAUGUAUAAGAAUUUCCCAGCGUUGGUUGAGAAAUUGCAAUCGGAUCUUCUGGAUAAAUUGGAGAAUAAUCUGAAGUCCAAGUGUUCAACUCCUUCAACUUCCAGAAUGAAAUUUAUAUUAAAGCCAAAGGAACAAAACAAACUAAGUGAAGCCCAAAGCAAGGCAGAAACAAAGACUGAAAGCAAAACAAAAACAAAAGAAAAAUACCUAGAGAAAGCUAUACUAGUCGAAACAAGGAAGACCAAUGGAGGAUUCCCGCACAUCCCUGACUAUGUGAAGAGCAACAGAGGAGGGAGAGUUAGAGACAUUCUAAAAGUAGUGCAGAAACACCCUUUCUAUUCCGAAUCUUACCUUCCAUCGAGAGUCAUGAAUCUCUCUCAAAUUUAUCACGGAAUCAGGAGUUUCCAUCGAAGGCGGCAGCUGAAACUCUCUCCAUUACCAAACAAAUCAGGUUUAUUGUGGGUAGCAACUCAAAAAGGUAAAGGAUUAGAUCGUAGCCCGAACCAACCUGGUGUGGGAGUUUUCCCCGAGGAUCGACCAGAUUCUUCAGGCAUCAAAUAUCCUCCUGUUUCUCUUCCUACUAUAAUCGAUGAUCUCCACCCAGGGCCGGGUGCCGGAUUUUAUCGUACCAGGGGUGGAUCUGGCUCUGGUGGGGGCAUGCUUUUGGGGCCUAAUGAUCCACGCUGGGGUGGAAUAGGCGGAGAACAGCCUGGCGGCAGUCUUGAUCCUGGUAUUCCGCCGGGCAGUCGCUUCGAUCCCUAUGGUCCUCCUGAUGUCCCUGGAUUUGAGCCUAUCCGCUUUGUCAGGAAUCCUCGGCGUCCUGGGGAAGGAACUCAUCCGGACUUGGAACACUUUGGCAGCUCAGGUUUAUUUAGUCCGGGCUUGGAACACUUUGGCAGCUCAGGUUUAUUCAGAUUUUAGAUGUACUGCUGCUUCACCUUACACCCUAUUUUGAGACGUUUGUAAAAUGUUUUUGUCCAGUUGGAAACCUGAUGCUUGUGGGUUUUUUUUUUUUUCCCACAUGUAUAUAUUACUUUGGAUUCUAUGUUUCUGGUGACAAUGGAUUUGAGGGUUUUUAAGAAGGGUACGUUAAGGCACACACGUCUGUAGCCCUUCCUCUUGUUUGUUGAAAAUAAGAUCAUUGGAUACUUUUUCA